This is a messenger RNA of Strongylus vulgaris, 435 nucleotides long. NCBI's taxonomy places the organism in Eukaryota, Metazoa, Nematoda, Chromadorea, Rhabditida, Strongylidae. The record is from the annotation of a GenBank genome assembly.
AUGAAAACCUAUUCAUUUUUUUACCUGCAAUCAGAAAUUGUGGAUAUAAUGUAUGUUAACUCUGGUGGUGUAACUGUUUCAUAUUUCGAAUGGUUGAAGAACCUUAACCAUGUCUCUUACGGUCGACUUAGCUUCAAAUAUGAAGAAGACUCGAACAGAAUGCUCCUCCAAUCGGUACAAGAAUCUCUGGAAAAGGCCAUCGGCAAAAAUGCCCCAGUUACACCCAACAAGGCAUUUGAAGCCAAAAUUGCCGGAGCUAGCGAGAAGGACAUUGUUCACUCUGGUCUCGAAUACAGCAUGACCCGUGCCGGUGAGGCCAUCAUUCGCACAGCUCACAAGUACAACCUCGGCUUGGACAUCCGCACAGCUGCCUAUGCCAACUCCAUCGAAAAAGUCUACAACACCUACCGAACCCUCGGAUUCACAUUCACGUAA